Galendromus occidentalis (western predatory mite) is the source of this 3993-nucleotide messenger RNA. RefSeq lists its product as uncharacterized. Bases 1 to 3993 code for a protein of 1330 amino acids. The record is from RefSeq and is a predicted model, not a curated record. Lineage: Eukaryota; Metazoa; Arthropoda; Arachnida; Mesostigmata; Phytoseiidae. The transcript is spliced from 26 exons.
AUGGCUUGCAAAAUACGUUACAUACAACGAAGAUUUUACUUUAAUCAAAUCGAUAUAUGGCAUAUUAUCGAAGCUAUACGAGAGCAAUCGCUCAAUCAAGUGACACCGGAGGACCCCGUGGAUUUGUCGCGCAUUGGUGCCCUCCUAACAACGCUCUAUGCACAGCUUAACAAACGAGUACCAGCAGCAGAUAGGGUCGACACGACAAUCGUGUCAUCCUCUGUAUUGAGUUGGCUCAGAGCCACGUUCCCGUUGGCUCCGACGCUUUCGCCAGACGACCCAAUCGCACGAACGGGCGCUAUCUCAGCGCUGAACGUCAAAGUUUUCAUCGCCAUGCUUUCCUGUGGGAAAACCGUCGACGUAUAUCGCUACAUUUUCUCUCUGAUCGCGGACUCCAGUGGCUGGCUGCUGCCGUCGCGAUUGGUCUUGUUCCUGAAAGCCGCCUUGUGCAUUCCGGAAUCUCUCCUCGAAAGCCCUUCUUUCGCCUUCGUCGACUCACUACCCGCCCAACUUUUUCCGCCAGAACGGAAGUUCACGAUAAACAAUUUCCUGCAAGUGGUACUCAGCGACCCGGGUCCACAGUGCUUGCUGUGGUUCCCUCUCAUAGCGAAGAUCAGCGCGGUCGAAGACGUUAUGCACCCCGUAACCUGCGACGGCUGCAGGUCGCCUUAUAUUUACGGUUUCCGAUACAAAUGCCAACGCUGCUACAAUUAUCAUCUUUGCCAAGAUUGCUUCUGGAAGGGCAAGACGUCGAACCAGCAUUCCUUGCAACAUCAAUGCAAAGAAUACGCCUCUUACAAACCACCCUCGAAACAAUUGGGACAUUCUCUGCGCAAAUCAUUUCGAUGUGUUCCCGAUAAGAGGGACGCAAUUCCUCGGGUUGUGGAUCGUCCCGCCGCAACUCUGAACCUCGCACACAUAGUGCCACCGAUAGAAGGUGCUGCUACUUUGGGCAGGACUGGCACGCUCUACAGCCAAGGCCAUUCUUUAGUCCGCGGGGGAAGUCUCCCCCGAGGACUCUAUUCGAGCUACGAUUCAAUUGUCGAGCCCUCAUUCAUUUCUGACGAAUCGCCGGACGAAGAACAUUCGCUGAUCGCGCGAUAUUCGCGGCGGUUAGGCGAUGCGUCGUCUAACUCCUCUGGACCAAUGUACACUUCACUCGGGAACCUUCACAUGAGACCAAUGAGCAUUUCUCGACCCAGCCCCUCUGCAGGCUUCAAAGUGGGUUCGCCAGCGCUCGACUUGUGCUUCAGGAGAAGAUGCUUUGAGAGGCAAGAAUCCCCCAGUUCGUCAGGCACCAAAGGCCCCGCUCUUGUGGCUUGUCGCUUGAAAUCCACAUGUGUCAAGGAAGUCGUUGACGAGUUCCGUCAGGCGACUCGGAUGAUCGUUUACAACGAAGUGACUAUGCUCGCCAUGGAGAAUUGCAUACAAACUUUUGGACUCGCUCGUCGGAGUCGGGUAGACUCAGGCCGCGAAAUGAGUCAAUUACAUGUGAAUAUCCUCAAGCUCCUGCAGGAGAAGAAAAAUGUGAAGAUAUCGAUCACGAAAGCUAAGAAGCUCAGGGACGCGUUAAAGAAGCUCCAUGAGGAAACAACAGGUUGUGGACAAGAAAGCUCCACAUAUUUCGCGGUCUCUCUGCAGCAACAGCAGCAGGAGACAUCAUCUCUAACAAACGCGCCCGUCCCACAUUUCCUGGAGUCGGUGACUAAAUACAUCCUCGAGAAUCAUGCGACACAGGAAGGUCUCCUGCGUAAAAACGGAAAUGAACGGCGAGCGAGUCGCCUGAAAGAUCUCAUGGAAGAGAAUGGUGCGCAGAUACCCCAGGGCGAGUACUCCGUUCACGAUGUCACCUGCGUGCUGAAACGGUGGUUGAGAUGCCUCCCGGAGCCCGUGGUGCCUCGAUUGCUGCACGACGUUUUCGCUAAAUGCGUAGAGUUGGAGUCUUCCCAUCAUCAUCGAACUCAAGCUCUCUUACUCUCGUGUUUGCUUCUCCCAACAUUCCAUCUCAACACCUUGAAACACGUAGCGGUAUUCCUUCAGGAAAUUGCGAAGAACGAUAAUUGCAACAAAAUGACAAGCGCUAAUUUGGCGAAAGUGUUGGCACCGUCACUCAUGCCGAGGAUCGUCAAGGUCGAGACGGAUCCGGAAUUAGCCAAGAAAUUCAGUGAUCUCUCAACGGUGGCCAUUCAGGUACUCAUCGACAAUGCGUCACUGAUAGGGGUCCUACCCCCUGAGUAUGAGGCUUUACGUGAAUCGAAGAGCAAAGAAUUGCUUUCGGAAGAUGAUCUCAGCGACCACGAAACGGAACGACACUCGAGAAAGAAACUCUUCACCUUCUUGAAGUCGAAGGGCACAGCAGGCCAUCGCGCUUCGGUCCUCCGGACGCCACAGCUCCAAUCGAAGCGCAUGCAGAUCAGCAAACUCGUCCCCCAAUCGUGUCCUCCAAAGAUGUCGAAGGUAAAGUUUUCCUAUUUCUAUUCCCUUGCCCCCGCUUCACAGGCUAAGAAAAACACUCCGCCCCCGCAUAAACUCCACGAAAUCGUCAGGAACUCGAACAACAGUGCUGUUUUGCGAACGCUCCAGAAUCCGUUCAGUAGUCCUCCGUUACAGAACGAGGCCGAGGCUGAGCAGCCCACUCCCGAGACAACGACCCGAGUGACGCGUUCAAAUUCGCGGAAGAUUAACGAGGACGUUAGUAAACUCCUGAACAGGCGUGAAGCUGGAUCGGCAGUCGUGAGAGAAAGUCGUCGCCGACUGGAACGGAACAAUGCCUCUAUCCGAUCUCUACCUGCUCACAGCAGUCAAGUCAUGACACGACAGCAACGUCAGAGAACUUCCGUGCGGAGGGCCGCGACAGUCAGAGCUGCGAUGAAGUACAGCUACACGCAAACAGUGAACAAGAGAGAUGCGGGGGGUUCACCGUCGACUUCGGCUAAGACGUCGACGAAAGCUGCCCCUCGAGGGAGUCUUGCAGUCAGGUGCUCUCCCCGGAAACCUCCGAGACUCUCAAGACAGAACGACGCCGCAGGGAGAGGGCUCUCCACGCUUCCUCAGCUAACGAUACCAGCUUCUUCUCAGAGUGAAGAGAUUUUCAUUAAUCCGAAAGAAGAUGUCCGCGGAGCGGAGAAAGUCCAGCUUCCGAAUGUCACGCCCAUGGAGACCUCAGAGCCUUCGGAUGUCGACGUUGCCACGGAUAUCGUUGCGGCGAGCAUCGGGAAGUUGUCGAUGACUCAACAGCAAUCUCCGCGCCGUUUGAGCCGCACAAGCAGCGGAAGUCGGAAAUCGCGGUGCGACGAAGUUCAGAAAAUGCAGACUUCCACAACCGACUUGGAUGAGAUCGAUGGGCUGGCGUCCGGAGAUAAAUCAGAAGAUGACGAGGACGAUUUCAUUCUUCGGAUUGUCGACGAUGAACAGAGUGCAUCUCAAGCUAAUCUGGACUCCGCGCGGGGCUCAAAAGGAGACGCCGAGUGGAAACCAGCUGAUAAUUCGGGAACCUGCGUCGACUCAGAAGAUGAGGGUCAUAACUUCGUUAAUGCUGAGGUGUUCAUGCGGAGACUGAACGAGUUCAAACCGCCAGAGAGCAAUCGAAUGCCUUUCACACCGACCGCGCAGUCAUCGGACACUCCUAUCAGAUCCGGUGUCAGAAGUCCAACGUCCGCAAGAGAGUCUGUCAUCGCUAUCCGGACAAGUCGCGCGGGCUUCGUGCGUCGGAAUGUGCGAGAGAUCGAAAGUACUUUCGCCACGCCGGUGGGAUGUGCCGUGCGAACCCGACGUCAGAAUACGCCGGGUCCGUCGGGUGCUCUGCGUUUGAAUUUAGCGAACAACAACGAUUUGACUCCGAUCACCGAAAGAACUUCCUUGACUCGUAACACCGUCGCUCGCAGACCCUUGACUCCUGCCAAUGCCAAACGUACGGUCCGUGCGAAAAACCCCGGAGCAAAAGGAGAGCUCCGCGAGACGAUGACCCCUGCGACCGAGACCAUCGAUAUCUAG